This is a messenger RNA of Glossina fuscipes, 1123 nucleotides long. RefSeq lists its product as uncharacterized. The coding region runs from base 109 to 1041 and encodes 310 amino acids. The record is from RefSeq and is a predicted model, not a curated record. The transcript is spliced from 2 exons. Gene Ontology annotation, molecular function: oxidoreductase activity. Lineage: Eukaryota; Metazoa; Arthropoda; Insecta; Diptera; Glossinidae.
UUGUGUUAGCAGCCUAAACAAAAUCUCAAAAAGUCUAUAAAGAACUAUUUGUUAGUUCAGUCUAAUUUUAACUAAAUUCUAUCAAAAUUUUGCAAGUUUAUUGAAAUUAUGGAAUAUAAUGAAAACGAUUGUUGCGGAAACGGUUGUGCAAACUGCAUUUUAAAUGUGAAACCUAAGAUCAUUGUAAAAUUGAACGAUAAUGGCAAAACCAACGUACUUAGAAAUUAUAGAUAUUAUCGUCUGUUAAGCAAGAAGAAACAUAUAUCGGACGUCAGCGAUAUUUUAGAGUUACACUUCAAAUCCAAAGAGAGUGAGAAUGAUUGUACCUUAACAUUAACCCCUGGUGAUCAUGUUAUGAUGCGGGUUGAAUUUAUAUCAAAGCAACAAGCAAACGAUACAACCGAGCACAAACAUCAUUUACGACCGUAUUCACCAUAUUGGUGGAAUAGCGUAAAAAUGGAAUUUAAAAUUUUAGUUAGUGUAAGACCGCAAGGAUAUAUGACGCAAUAUAUUGAACGUUUGCAAGAGCGAGACGAAGUAGAAUUCCGUGGUUUCUCUGGCUUAUAUGAACAUGGUUGCGAUUUCGAAGGGAAAACUUAUCAAAUGAUAAUUAGUCAAGGUAUAGCAAUAGCUCCAACUUUAGCCAUCAUUGAGGAAAUAUUGAACAAUGAAGAGGACAUGACACGUAUUGUACACGUAGCCUGCUUUCAGCAUGUGCGUCAUAUAUAUUUUCGUAAUAAAUUAAAGGAUUUAAAUCAUUAUUGGAACUAUAAGUGUUUUAUAUAUUUAUCAAAACAAUUAUGUGAAAGUACUGACUGCAAGCAGAUGGGCCAUUGUCUGGACAGAUGUUUAAAUUUUCGUAAGCAAUUAACUUACAAGGAAAACAUUUAUCCUUAUCGGUUAACAGUUCAAAGCCUAAAGCAAAUAGAAUCGAAGACAAUGGAAAAGAAACAUUAUAACAGAAUUGCUGUUAUAGCGGGUGGUAGUGAAUUCCAAAAAUUUUAUAAAGAAAUUUUAACCAGCGAGGAUUUGGGUUCAUAACAACGCAGCGCAUCAAUGUAAUACUGUAACUGUUUCGUGGGUUGUCAUUGUUUCUGCUUGUGAUUGCAAUGACCGGUACACA